This is a messenger RNA of Amorphotheca resinae ATCC 22711, 986 nucleotides long. RefSeq lists its product as hypothetical. Lineage: Eukaryota; Fungi; Ascomycota; Leotiomycetes; Helotiales; Amorphothecaceae. Gene Ontology annotation, biological process: nuclear-transcribed mRNA catabolic process, RNase MRP-dependent; tRNA processing; intronic box C/D snoRNA processing. The transcript has 3 exons. Gene Ontology annotation, cellular component: cytosol; nucleolar ribonuclease P complex; ribonuclease MRP complex. The record is from RefSeq and is a predicted model, not a curated record. Gene Ontology annotation, molecular function: ribonuclease MRP activity. Bases 82 to 900 code for a protein of 272 amino acids.
CUGACAGAAGAGUCUUCCUUGAGACAAGCUGCAGAAGAAACUGCUGAAGGGCUCUUGGUCUUGAAUUCUGUCUUUUCCCUCAUGGAUCGAAAACCAAAGACCCUCUUCCAGCUUGAUUCGCCUUUCACGGCUGCUCCAUGGCCUCAAAUAGCGUCCCAGGAUCAAGACAACAUCCUGGAACUCCUCUGCAGCCUGCUUUCUCCAAUAGGUCAACAUCGUGCCAACCACAUUGUUAAAUCCAAGGGCAAGAGGAGUAAGAAACGCAAGAGGCAGCAAUCAAAAUCAGAAGAAGUCCCGACAAAGUCUGACAUCCCACCUCCCCCGGAAAUUUCCUCUUUUAUUGCCGUGGGGCUGAACACCAUAACUCGGAGUCUUGAAUCUUUGGCUCAGAAGGCGAAACCAUGCCAGUCCCCAAAUACUAUCCCUCCUAAAAGCGACGACGCUGGAGAAACCUCGCAAGAUCUUGGCUCGAAAGAAGAGCAAGAGGUGGGGACGUCGAAAAAGGUAGCUGUCGACAGUGAUGAGUAUGCUCCUGUCGAUGCUCACUUCUCAGCUAUCUUCGUACUUCGAUCGUCUCAGCCAGCAAUUCUUCAUACUCAUUUGCCGCAACUCAUAGCAACAGCCUCUCUCGCGUACCCAGAAUUGCCGGCAACCAGGCUUGUCCAGCUACCAAAAGGUAGUGAUGGCCGACUUUGCGAGGUUCUAGGACUUCCCCGGGUAUCUUUCAUUGGUCUCUUGGAGGGGGCACCGCACUCUCAGUCUCUCGUAGAUUUGAUUCGUCAAUGUGUACCGAAGAUUGAGAUUCCUUGGCUUCACGAGGCGAAGCAGUCGACAUAUAUGCCGGUGAAGAUCAACGCAAUCGAGACAUUUGUUACUGCACCAAAGAAGAAUCAGACUUGAGGAUUUUCAACGUUUGGGGGAUUCGUCGCGGUUGCAACUUGCAACCUACAACCUGCAUCUUCUAUGCCAGGAAUGACUCAACUAUA